Pneumocystis murina B123 is the source of this 5002-nucleotide messenger RNA. RefSeq lists its product as hypothetical. Gene Ontology annotation, cellular component: plasma membrane. The transcript is spliced from 6 exons. Lineage: Eukaryota; Fungi; Ascomycota; Pneumocystomycetes; Pneumocystales; Pneumocystaceae. Gene Ontology annotation, molecular function: ATP binding; ATPase-coupled intramembrane lipid carrier activity; ATP hydrolysis activity. Gene Ontology annotation, biological process: endocytic recycling; intracellular protein transport; post-Golgi vesicle-mediated transport. The record is from RefSeq and is a predicted model, not a curated record. Bases 1 to 3867 code for a protein of 1288 amino acids.
AUGAAUAAAAAAAGUUCAAAUUGUUGUAAACAGGAAGAAUCAAUGAUUUUAGAACAAUCAUCAUUGGAAUUUGGUGAAAUGGCCAUGAAUGGAGAGUCUAGUACUCUUGAUCAUAUUAUAAUUCAAGGUUCAGAAGGCCAAGAUCUUACGAUUUCAGAUUCUCGUGAUAUUUCAUGUUCAGAAUCGGAAGAUGACAAUUAUACGUUAUUACAUGAUUCAAUUCAAACAAAGAAAGUAUAUAAAUGGAUUUUUCGAUACUUUAAGAUAAAAAAUAUUAUAAAUUAUAUUAAGACAAGACAGAAUAUUUUUAAUUCUAAACAAACAAGUACACCUUUUCCUACAGUAGAACCAAUAUUUAAUGAUGAAUGUCAAAAGAUUAUGAGAAAAAAAGGAAAUACAUUUAAAAGCAUACUUGGAGUUUUUGAUUUUCGAAAUAAAAGAUUUGCAACAUUCUUUAAUAAACAGUCAUUUCAUAAUACGAAUUCGAAUUACCGAGUGAUAAAUUUUAAUAAUAACUUAAAAAAUACAUCUUACAACUAUUGCAGCAACUAUGUGUCUACUACAAAAUACAAUAUCGCGACAUUUCUUCCAAAGUUUUUAUUUGAGCAAUUUUCAAAAUAUGCAAAUCUUUUCUUCCUUUUUACAUCAUGCAUACAACAAAUCCGAAAUAUUUCUCCUACCAAUCGCUGGACGACAAUCGUACCCUUAUUAAUUGUACUUAUUGUUUCUGCAUUCAAAGAACUAGUAGAAGAUUUUAAACGACGCUUACAAGAUAAAGAACUAAAUCAAUCGUUAACCUAUGUUUUUGAAAAAAUGUCUUUUAUUCCUCGUAAAUGGUAUGAUCUCCAUGUAGGCGAUAUUGUUCGUGUUGAAUCUGGUCAAAUAUUUCCAGCAGAUCUUAUUCUUAUUUCAUCAUCAGAACCAGAAGGUCUCUGUUAUAUUGAAACAUCUAAUCUUGAUGGGGAAACAAACUUAAAAAUUAAGCAAUCACAUCCAGAAACAGCAAAUUUUAUAUCACCUACCAAAAUUUCCCAGCUAUCAGGAGAAAUACAUUCAGAACAACCCAAUAAUAAUCUUUAUAGUUUCGAAGCUACAAUCAUUAUCAACACAGAUAUAGAAAAAAAGGAAUAUCCGUUAACUGAAGAUCAACUACUUUUGCGAGGAGCAUUCCUUCGAAAUACAUCAUGGAUCUAUGGCAUUGUUGUUUUUACAGGACAUGAAACAAAGUUAAUGAAAAAUACUACGUCUUCUUGUAUAAAACAAACAGCAGUAGAGAAAACCGUCAAUAUUCAAAUCAUUUUCCUUUUCUGUAUGCUCAUCACUCUUUCAUUAAUAUCAUCCAUUGGCUUAGUUAUUAAAGAGAAUCUUCAUCAAAAAAAUUUAAGCUAUCUUCACUUUCAAGAAAAAAACAAAAUGAAAGCAUUCUUCUCAAAUAUUUUAACGUUCUGUGUUUUAUAUUCAAAUCUCGUUCCUAUUAGUCUUUUCGUAACAAUUGAACUUGUCAAAUAUGCUCAAGCACAGCUUAUUAAUAAUGAUAUAGAUAUGUAUUAUGAGCGUGAAGAUAUUCCAUCUACUUGUAGAACUUCUAAUUUAGUUGAAGAGCUGGGACAGGUGGAAUACAUUUUUACAGACAAAACAGGUACUCUUACAUGCAAUCAAAUGGAAUUUCGUCAACUCUCAAUUGCCGGUAUAUCUUAUAUGGAUAAUUCAAAGAAAAAACAAAGUCUUAAUUCCUAUCAAAAAAACGACGUUUUUGAUUUUAUACAAUUAAACAAAAACCUUGUUUCACAUGAAUCGAAAGACAUUAUCCAUAACGUUCUUGUUUUGCUUGCUACUUGUCAUACAGUUAUUCCAGAGAAAGUUGAUGGGCAAGAUGAUAUCAUAUAUCAAGCAGCAUCACCAGAUGAAGGUGCUUUAGUAAAGGGUGCAUCAAAAUUAGGAUACAUAUUUACAACCCGUCGUCCUAAAUCUGUUUUUGUAUCUAUUCAAGGGGAAGAACAAGAAUUUAAAGUUUUAAAUAUUUGCGAAUUUAAUUCAGCUAGAAAAAGGAUGUCUGUAAUCCUUCGUUGUCCAGAUGGUAAAAUUAGACUUUAUUGUAAAGGUGCAGAUACAGUAAUUUUAGAGAGAUUGUCGAAAAACAGUUUAUAUAGUGAGCAAACAUUACAACAUUUAGAAGAUUAUGCCGUAGGAGGCCUUAGAACAUUAUGUUUAGCCAUGAGAGAAAUUUCGGAAAAAGAAUAUGAAAAAUGGGCAGUUAUUUAUGAUGAAGCAACAAUUACUAUUAACAACCGUACCGAUGCAUUGGAUAAAGCAUCUGAGCUAAUAGAAAAAGAACUUCUUCUUUUAGGAGCUACUGCUAUUGAAGAUAAGCUUCAAGAGGGAGUCCCAGAAACCAUUCACACACUUCAACUAGCAGGAAUUAAGUUAUGGGUUCUUACUGGAGAUCAUCAAGAAACAGCUAUAAAUGUUGGAAUAAGCUGUAAGCUUAUCACUGAGGACAUGAAUAUUAUUAUUAUAAAUGGAAGAAAUAAAAAAGAAAUCUCAAAUUAUAUAACUAAAAAGUUAGCGUAUGUCAAAAAUAGACAAGCUAAUAAAGCUAGACUAGAAGCUUUAGCUUUGAUUAUUGACGGUCAUUCAUUAACAUAUGCUUUAGAAAAGGAUAUUGAAAAAAAAUUUAUUAAUCUUUCUAUAUUGUGCAAAACAGUAAUAUGUUGCAGAGCAACACCUUUACAAAAAGCAUUAAUCGUAACACUUAUUAAAAAACAUUUAAAAGCAACACUUUUGGCUAUUGGAGAUGGUUCAAAUGAUAUAUCAAUGAUACAAUCCGCUAAUAUAGGAAUUGGCAUAAGUGGCACAGAGGGUUUACAGGCUGCUCGAAGCGCAGAUAUUGCAAUUGGACAAUUUCGGUAUUUAAAGAAACUACUAUUGGUUCAUGGUACAUGGAGUUAUCAACGAUUAAGUAAAUUAAUUCUUUAUUCUUUUUAUAAAAACAUUUCUCUUCAUAUGACUCAAUUUUGGUAUACAUUUCAUAAUGGGUUUUCUGGUCAAGUCAUAUUUGAAUCAUGGACCAUAUCUUUCUAUAAUGUAUUUUUUACGUUUCUUCCUCCAAUAGCAAUUGGAAUAUUUGACCAAUUUCUAAGUGCAAAACUACUAAGUAAAUAUCCACAGCUUUACAGACUUGGUCAAUUUAAAACUUUUUUUAACGUAAAGAAUUUUUGGCUGUGGAUAGCCAAUGGUUUCUACCAUUCACUUAUCCUUUAUUUCAUGUCAAUAUAUAUAUUUGAGAAUGAUUUACCACAGGCCGAUGGAAAAAUUGGAGGUCAUUGGGUUUGGGGAACAACACUUUAUGCAGCUGUUCUUGCUACAGUAUUAGGAAAAGCAGCCUUAAUUACAGAUUCAUGGACAACAUAUACUGUUCUAGCAAUACCAGGAUCGUUCAUUAUAUGGAUAAUAUUUUUACCUAUAUAUGCCAUUGUUGCACCAAAAAUAGGUGUUUCUAUGGAAUAUCAUGGAAUUAAUUCACGUUUAUAUACAUCACUGGUAUUCUGGGCUACUAUUUUAGUCCUCCCAAUAUUAUGUUUAUUGCGUGAUUUUGCAUGGAAAUAUUAUAAACGAACUUAUUGUCCACAGACUUAUCAUUACAUCCAGGAAAUUCAGAAAUUUAACACUAUAGAUUAUAAAUCAAAAAUGGAACUAUUCCAAAAAACAGUUAGAAAAGUAAGAAAUGUUCAAAGAAUAAGCAAAUUGCAAAGAGGAUAUGCUUUUAGCCAGGGAGAUACUGGCCAAACAAAACUUAUACGUGCAUAUGAUACUACUCAAGAGAGAGGUCAAUACGGAGAAGUUAAAUACCAAUGUCAGACUAAAUAGUAAAAAAUAUUAUACAUACUAAUGUUAAUUAUAAUAAUCAUAUUUCAAAAUAUCAGAUAUGUUUUAAUCAUUAUACGCUGUAAAGCAUAAUGUUGCAUUAGUUCCUCCAAAACCAAAACUAUUAGUUAAUGCAAUUUUUAUUUUUCUUUCUUGAGCAUACAAUGGUACAUAAUUACAAUUAAAUUCUUCUGAAGGUUCUCCUGGAUUUUCUAAAUUUAAUGUAGGUGGCAAUACCCCCUAUUAAUAUGUAAAAAAGCAUUAAAAGAUAGAAUAUUACAUGAUAAAUAGCUAAUAUAGUAAAAACAGAUUCAACUGCACCAGCAGCACCGAGCAUAUGUCCUAUAGCACCUUUCGUACUUGAUACAUUAAUUUCUUUAGCAUUUGACUUUCCAUUAGGCCCUAGCAUAACACAUUUAAUAGCUUUGUUUUCUACCAUAUCACCUAAUGGCGUAGACGUAGCAUGUGCAUUUAUAUAAUCAACAUCUGAAGGAUUUAUACGAGCAUGUUUUAAAGCAUUCCUCAUAGAAAGCUGAGGACCCAAUCCGUCUUGUGAGGGACUUGUAAUAUGAUAUGCAUCACAAGACAAUCCAUAUCCUCGUAAUUCAGCAUAAAUUCUAGCACCACGAGCACGAGCAUGCUCCAAUUCCUGAAAUAAUUAUAAAUGAAGAAAAAAUUAUAUUUAUGCCUCUAAAACAACAAUCCCAGAGCCCUCACCAAUAACGAAUCCACAACGGUCUCUAUCAAAUGGUCUAGACGACUUUGAUGGCAUGUCAUUAUAUUUUGUCGCAAGACUUUUGAUUCUUUAUUUAAUUAAGAAAAUAUUCUAACAAAAAAAAAGCAAAUUAAUUACCUAGAAAAUCCAGCAAUUGCUAAUGGAUGUAUUGGCGCCUCAGAACCUCCAGCAACCAUAAUAUCAGCAUCUCCAUAUUGAAUAAAUCGAAAUGCGUCUCCAAUAGCAUGAUUUCCAGUACUGCAUGCAGUUGAACAUGCAUGAUUAGGCCCCUAAAAACAGUAAGAAGUUAUCUAGCUUCAAAAUUACAAUAUUUAUUACACGAAACCCAUAUUUUAUUGCCAAAUAACCCGCCGCCAUAUUCACCAAAAUUUUUGGAAUAAAAAGCGGCACAACCUUCUUCCA